ACAGGUAUGAUGGUGAACUGCUGGGGUCUGCUAACUUCCCAGGAGGAACCAGUUCCUCUGAAGAGCGUGGAGGUGGAGCUGGAGGUGAGGGACCAUGUGGCUACAGUGGUCUCCACUCUGAACUAUGAGAACAAGGAGGACAAACUACUAGAGGCUGUUUUUGUCUUCCCUCUGCCUGGAGAUGCUGCUGUCUGUCACUUCAGUGCUAAGAUCGGACAGACAGAGAUUGUAGCUGAGGUGAAGGAGAAACAGAAGGCUCGUGAGGAGUAUGAUGAUGCUUUGAGCUCCGGUAGGGAGGUCUUCCUGUUGGAGGAGAGUGAUCAGAGUCCAGAUAUAUUCUCUCUGAGUGUGGGCAGUCUGCGUCCAGGAGAGAGCGCCUCCAUCAGGCUGGAGUACAUCACUGAGCUGGCUGUGCAGGCUGAUGAAGGGCUGAGGUUUUGUCUGCCUGCUGUGCUCAACCCUCGCUACCAACCUCGGGGAAGUAAAGAUGUUUGUAUCCAGGUGACCUCUGUUCCAGCCUCUCUGGUGCCCUACAGUCUGUCUUUCUCUGCCCGAGUGUCCUCUCCUCGUCCAGUCUCUAAAGUAGAGUCCAACUGUCCCCUGGACGCUCUCCAGUACCUCAACACAGAGCAAACCCAGGCUAUGGUCAAGAUGGCUGCAGGACACAAGUUCGACAGAGAUGUUGAACUGCUGAUUUAUUACAAAGAUGCCCACCAGCCCACCGCUGUGGUGGAGGCAGGACAGGCCUCUGCCAAGCCUGGCACUCUGAUGGGUGAUCCAGUGGUGAUGCUGAGCCUGUACCCUGAGUUCCCCCAGGCUGUGAUGUCUUCAGACGCCUCAUGUGCAGAGUUUGUGUUCUUACUAGAUAGAUCUGGCAGUAUGGCAGGGUCCCGUAUAAAGUGUGCAAGGGAUACUCUGCUGCUCCUGUUGAAGAGCUUACCAAUGGGCUGCUAUUUCAACAUCUACAGUUUUGGGUCCAGCUAUGAACACAUCUUCCCUAAGAGUGUGGAGUACAAUGAGAAGACCAUGGAAGAGGCUCUGAAGAAAGUUAAUACGAUGGGCGGUGAUCUGGAAGGAACAGAGAUCCUGACUCCCCUCGAACAUAUUUACAGCCAGCCCUGCAUUUCCAGUCAACCUAGACAACUAUUUGUCUUUACUGACGGAGAGGUGAGGAACACCAAAGAAGUUAUAAAUCUGGUGAAGAGGAAUUCAGGUUCCCACAGGUGUUUCUCUUUUGGGAUUGGGAAAGCGGCCAGCUCUGCUCUUAUCAACGGGUUGGCCAAGGAAGGAGGAGGUCACGCUCAGUUCAUCACAGGGACUGACAGGAUGGAACCCAAAGUGAUGCAGUCGCUGCGUUUUGCUCUGCAACCAACUGUGGUGGACAUCUCAGUCAAGUGGGAUUUGCCAAAGGGAGUGUCUGUCACUGCUCUCUCUCCACCAAUCACAGCACUUUUCGAUGGUCAAAGGUCACUGGUUUAUGCCCAGCUCACUGGACAGAGUUCAGAGGCAGUGGAGGGCUGUGUGACGGUGAAGUACAGCCUGGCAGGUCAUCCCUCUCAGAACCAGCUCCACUUCAGUCUCAAACCUGCAGAGGACACUGGAUUAACAGUCCACAGGUUGGCUGCUAGGACUCUGAUUCGCUCCCUGGAGAAGGAGGAGGGAGAAAGAGGAGGAGAGCAAGACGGAGAAGUGAAGAAGAAGGUGGUGGAGCUCAGUGUCCAAUCAGGAGUAAGCAGUGCCUUCACUGCCUUCAUUGCUGUCAACAAAGGAGAUGGCAAGGCGAUUCAAGGACCUCUGGUCCUCAGAAAUGUUCCCACACCCAACUUAUCUGCUGGAGAGGUUGAAGUGGCCAUGCACGAACAUGGUGUGUUUUCUCGGUCUGAAGGACAUGGUUUCCACGUAUUUCACUGUGGGAGCAUUGGGCACCAGCUGACACCCAGAGAGGAUUUGCUGCAGCUGGUCUCCCUCCAGAAGGCGUCUGGCUGCUGGGUGCUGGAUCCAGCUCUGGCUGCUGCAUUGGGAAAGACCAGCAAGGAGGUUAAGAACACAAAACCUUCAGCAGUGAAACAUGGAGUGUGGGCCACCAUUCUGGCUCUGAUCUGGCUCCAUGGUUUCAAGAUGGAUGCUCAGGAAGAGUGGAAACUUCUGGCUAUGAAGGCGGUGUCAUGGCUCCGUGCCCAGAAUGCUUUAUGUGUGACAGAGUGUGUGGAAGCUGGAAAUGCUCUGCUGGGUUGCAACGUGCAGAAAGACGCCCUGGGUUUCUGAGAUUGUCAUUAAAGUGACUUCCCUUAAUGGUACACAGAAGCAGAUCUACUCCAUCCUACAACUUUAACUGUAUUUUCUCAACAUUGCAGUAUACUUCACUUUUUGCACUAUUUACAUUUUUUGUUGAGAGAUGGACUGACAUGGAAAAAGGUUUUGUGCAUUAUUAUCCUCACUAUAUCUGCCCUGCACUUCAUCCAUCAGCCAUGUAACUGUAUAGAGUUCUUCUGUUUUGAGCCGUUAAAGCUGUGGUAGGUACUUUGUUUUUUGCAUCGUUGGGAAAAAAAAUCCUAUAAUACUUUAGACUUCUAGAUAGAUCUAGAUAUAUCUAGAUACAAGACGUCUGCAUCUCGUCUUGGCUCGAGAGAGAGGGAGAGGGAGAACUGCAGGAAGAGGUCUCAGUCUACUUCAUAUUAUUUUUGCAUUCAACCCUCUGCAGCUUCACAGUUGCUUUUUUACCUGAAACAGUUUUUACUUAAUUCAACUUGAAUAUUUGGACAAAGUGAACAUGUAUGGCUAAAUUAUGAUUAUGAAUAAAUAAAUAAAGAACUGUGCAUAGAAGUUCAAAUAAAAUGACAACACAUUUGUUCAUGCGUGUACCGUGAAAAUGUAAAUACAUGAGGCACACAUGCACUUAGGUGGAUGCUGAAUUGUAAAAGUAGGUUAAUGCUAAUGUGUAUCUACAGGCCAAAGUUGCACCACUUUUCCUCGCUAGCCUCUAGUCUAAUCCACUACAGUAGCAUCUGUAACUGAUGUGUCUGAGCCACAGUUUUUAGAUGCGGAAAUUACAGCUGUCAUUAAUGAUGCAAAAUGAUGAUUAAUAAGUGUUAAAAUUUUCAGUUUACUGUUAAUUAUAUAGUACUAUUGAUUGUCUCUUAUACAUGGAUUAGUAAAUGAAUAUGGGAGUUAUUUUGGACAAUGAGUUUGCUCAGAGGGUUUCUUUCAUCAGUAAAAAGCUGCACCAUGUUCCUCUGUUCCUCUGGUUAUAUUCUAUGCUAAAUACUGUCAGAAUCUACUACUGCUACUUCAAUAAAAAAAAAAUUGAAGGCUUUGUCAUUUCAA
Molecule: messenger RNA, 3324 nt
Organism: Sander lucioperca (pikeperch)
Lineage: Eukaryota; Metazoa; Chordata; Actinopteri; Perciformes; Percidae
Product: von Willebrand factor A domain-containing protein 5A-like
Exons: 17
Coding region: 7-2265 (752 amino acids)
Source: RefSeq, a predicted model, not a curated record